Messenger RNA from Paramormyrops kingsleyae, 4570 nucleotides. It is a transcript of the gene sema4f, whose product is annotated as sema domain, immunoglobulin domain (Ig), transmembrane domain (TM) and short cytoplasmic domain, (semaphorin) 4F. The record is from RefSeq and is a predicted model, not a curated record. Lineage: Eukaryota; Metazoa; Chordata; Actinopteri; Osteoglossiformes; Mormyridae. Gene Ontology annotation, cellular component: plasma membrane. Gene Ontology annotation, biological process: negative chemotaxis; axon guidance; positive regulation of cell migration. Gene Ontology annotation, molecular function: chemorepellent activity; semaphorin receptor binding.
CUAAAACGUGAAUGUUUCGAAGUGAAGGUUUAAACAGAAACCUCGAUGCAUUUUACCCGGCGUUCUUGUAUUUAUUUACAGCAAAUUGCGGUGCGUUCUUUCCUAUUUGUAAGUCAGGGCAACAUUUUGAAAUAAAUAGGCAAACAAAUAUAUUCUAUAUUAUUUUACAGCGCUUUAAGAUUACUUUGAGCUUGCGGACUGUUCCUGAGUCCACAUCGAUAACAUGCACGGCACUCUCCUUGGAGAAGCAGCGUGACCAUCAGCUAAAAUUGGAGGUUUGGUGCUUUUCUCUAAUUGUGUGGCUUUUGCAAUCGGAACAUGAAGACAGCGGUGGACUGGGUCGCUGAAGUUUAUUUGUUUUGCUUUAUACCCUGCUACUGGACUGCAUCUAUAGGAGGGACCUAUGGCAAUGCAAACCUACAGCAGUUCUACAACCUGUCCAACUUUAGCACCUUCCUACUGGAUCCAAGCACUGCGACACUCUACCUCGGGGCCCGGGAUGCCAUUCUGGCCAUUGACACCAACGACCUCACGAAGAGAGCCAAGCAGAUCGUGUGGGACGUCCCGAAGAGCAAGCAAGAUGCAUGUGUGGCCAAGGGGAAGACGGAGGGUGACUGCCACAACUACAUCAGGCUGCUGGAGUUCAUGAACAGCAGCAGUAUCUACGCCUGUGGCACCUACGCCUACUACCCCCAGUGCGUCACUAUCGACGUCAAGAGCUUCUCCCUGAAAAGGACGCCCAAUGGGGAGGUGGAGAUGGAGACGGGGAAAGGGAAAUGUCCAUUUGAGCCCAGCCAGCACUAUGCGGCAGUCAUGGCAGAUGGAGUCCUGUACACAGCCGCCACCAGCAAUUUCCUGGGCACGCUCUUUGACAUCUCCCGGGCAACGGGCAAUGAAGGGGAGCGUAUCCGCACCGAGCAGUCAAUCAACUGGCUCAACGACCCGGAGUUUGUGAGUUCUGCGUUCAUCAAGGAAGAUCCAAACAAUCCUAUAGGGGAAGAUGACAAGAUCUACUUCUUCUUCACAGAGGUCGCUAGGGAGUAUGACCUCUACACCAAGGUCAAAGUCUCCAGAGUAGCUCGUGUCUGCAAGGGAGAUGUUGGGGGCAUGAAGACCCUCCAGAAGCGAUGGACAACCUUUCUAAAGGCCCAGCUGGUGUGUGAGGACCGCAUCAGCGGCCAACGUUAUAACAUCCUGACAGACGUCUACACCACAGAUGUCCGGGAGGGAGACCCUAGCAGCACCCAUUUCUACGGCAUCUUCACCUCACAGUGGGAGAGGGAGCCCUUAUCUGCUGUGUGCGCCUACAGCUUGGAGGAUAUCAAGAAGGUGAUGGCCGGGCCCUUCAAAGAGCUGAAGAAGAACUGCGAGAACUGGAACAACCCAGAGCCCAUUCCCAGCCCUAGACCAGGACAGUGCAUCACCAAGGCCCUUAAGGGAGAAGGCUUCGAAUCCUCGCUCAAGCUUCCAGACAAGGUGCUGACCUACGUGCGUGACCACCCCCUGAUGGAGAACAGUGUGAUGGCGGCGCCCCUGCUUGUUAGGCGGGGAGUAACCUACACCAAGAUCGCUGUCAGCCACGCCAGCGACAGUCAGGGUGGUGAUGUGGUCCUGCACCUGGGCACAGACCGCGGGCAGCUGCACAGGGUGCUGGUGGAGGGACAGAACACCAGCAUCCUGCUGGAGAGCCCCAUAUUCCCUUUCCAGGAGCCUGUUAACAACAUCCUCUUAUACAAGGGCCGGGCCCUGGUUGGGUCGCCCCAAUCCCUGAUGAGCCUCCCAGUAGAUGGCUGUGAGCAGUACAGCAGCUGCGAGACGUGCGCUCUGGUUCGAAGGCUGGGCUGCAUGUGGAGGACCAAGGCAGGAGCACCAGCCUGUGUCAAGGCACUGGGAGGGAUCCCGCAGGGAGCUGAGCCCGAAGACCCGCUGGGGCGGUGCGGCGUCGGAGAGGCACGCUGCCAUCCCACAGUGAAGGAUUUCCGCGUGAUGACCGGGAUGCACGUCGUCCUGUCCUGUGAGCAGCUCUCACCUCGGUCUUGCUACUGGGUCCACCCAGAUGGCCGCCACACAUGGCAGCGCCACCUGGAGGUGAUGGUCAGUAGCGACAGCGUGGGCAUCUACACCUGCUUCUGCGAGGAAGGCGGCCGAGAGCAGCCUCCCUGCCGCAAAGCUGAGUACCAGCUGGCCAUGGAUGCCCCCUGCAUGGGUGUGGUCGAGGCCCUGACGGGCACGCGCCACGUGGUGGCCGGUUACCCCGUGUGUUUCUUCGCUGGGGCCUUCUUGGGCUGUCUGCUCUACAUUAUGUGUGUGGGCCACAGGACCACCCACAUGCCUGAAAAGAAUGGGCGGGACUUCCUGCAGUCCUCAGACACGCCCCUGUCCCCCAGCAGUGCCAGCCUGCUGUCCGAGGGCGUGCCCCUCACGGAGAAGCGGAAUGGGACGCUCAAUGGACACAGCGUCUACGGCAACAGCGGCGGCCACAAGCUACCGGAGUCGGCGGUCAACCGGGCCGUGGAGGUAGACGGCAAGGAGCCAGAGGAGACGGCGGAGCAGCUGGAGGAGGAGAUGACGUCGGGGAUGGACGAGUUUGGAGAGCUCAAGAACCCCAAGGCUGCCCCGUUGGCUCCAUUUGAGGAGAGCUCCAUUUGACAAGGAGCUGCUUGUGUGUCUCAGCUCUGUGGCACAUGGAUUAAUCACAUGGGUCAGCUAAUAGACCCGGGAGUGCCUCUUAACAUGUAGAAUAACACACAUACUCAGCUGUCUGCCUGUCAAGAGGGUACAGGAGGGUGUGGGCUGGGUCUGGCGCUAUAGUGGGGGUCUUCUUUUGACCCCCUCAGGCCACCGCCCGUGCAGAGCCAGUGGGGUGGUGCGACAGCCCUCCGCAUCCUGUUUUCUAAUAAAUCCUUCAGGGUGGCUUGAGGCCUGUCACCUCACCUGGGUCAGACCAAAGACACAUCGUAGAUCACGCCUUGAAGUGUAACUCUGCCUCCAAGCCACUCCUUGAGGCCCGGGACCAAAGAGGGCGGAGGGCCGGGUGGCUGAGGGACCAAGGGGGUGUUGUUAGCCGCUGAAUCAGGACUUGCUCUGCAAUUAGGAGAUGAAUGUAGCCUUUUUCUCAUCGGGACACAGGUGCGCUGACUCUGGGUUUCUAUUCAGAUGGGAUUAACUCUUCAGAUCACUGACUGAGUUGCCCACUGUUGCCAGGCACUUGAGAAACAUGGGUCUGCUCUGAUGUGUCUCUGGUCCCACGCACUCAACAGUCACCAGGAGCUCCAUGGCAACAGCAAGAGCAGGUCCCCCUGUGGUUUUGGGAAAUGCCAGCAAGGGGAUGGUGCCUGCAGGACGUUGAAUGACCGAAGCACCUUCAAAACGAGCCAACAGCCCAGACAGGUCACCUGUUCUGCUCACAGCAUGAAAGGGUUUGGUCUGGUUCUGUGGGGAAAGCCCUGAAUAUAAUUACCUUAAAUGUAGACUUUUAAUGUUUUUUUUUUUUAAUUCUUUAAAAUUUCCUUAAAAGUAAAUGACUUGAUCUUGAGUGUGGGGAUGGAAACGCUAAAAGCACAGCCAUUGCUGGGGGUCUGGAGCUCGUGUCUGAGGUACCCCUCCACCCUGACUCGGAAUUCAUGUCCGAAGUUCUUGCGUAAUAAAAUCAGAGGAAGGGGAAAAGCGCAGUUCUGCUGAGGAUGGUAACUGGUGUUGCCUUGAUUCCAUGGUGGCACCAAAAGGCAAGGGAAGCAAGGGUUGAUGAUCUCCGGACCCUUUCUGGUGAGGGUGGGUUAGCUGUACUAACACUAGUCUGUUUAAAUAAGAAACCAUACGACGAGAGACGCUCUCCUAUGAACUCUAUUUAUGUGUCUUUCCGAGUCGUGUAACAGUGAACUCGGUGGACGACUCUAGUGCACUUGUCUCUUGAAUGUGCUGAGCUGGAUGUAGAUGCAUGUCACUGCCAUUAGUCUCGGCUUAUAGGAAUACUAUUGGCCCCCCUUGUGUCUGUUUAGGCAGGGCGGGGGUGUGGGUACAGAGCCGCCCUUCUCUCUCUCCGGCACAGUGGUAGCACCGACUCACCGGUACGCAGUUAAAUGACUCAGCUGGCCAUUAUGUGAAGCACACGCAGGCUUAGAAGCUAGAUGCUCAACGGUCCCCUCUCGGUCCAACCUGAUUUCCCAUCAUACCCUACAAACGUGCACACUUGGUAGGUGUGCAUUCCUCAUGCAUGCCGGUGCCAUCAUGACAUUCUUUGCAUCUUUGCUUUAGGUGAUGUCAGACAGGGCUUUCUGAAAGACUAUCGUGCAAUUCUUUUUAUAUUAUCUUUAUUUAUUAUUGCUGACAGAGGUGCAGGAUGUCAGAUUAUCAGGAGCUCGUGGACAACAGGUCUUCAGUAGAAUCUUGUGCGUACUGAGCCUGGACACUGGACAAGGUCCUCUCUGCACCUCAGGACCUGGAACCUUGGUUAUUUUACAGAGGGGACCAUUUUAAAGCAUUUGUUAAAUUAUUCUGACAUGUACAAAGAAAUGCUUAUUUUUGAAAAUAAUGUUUCCAUUGAGAAUAAAUACGUCAAAUUUCCCCAGUC